CGCCGGAGCGCAAGGGCGGGAAGGAGAGCGCGAGGCCUCCUCCUCCUCCUCCGGGCGCCAUGGAGACGCCGCGGCAGGAGACGCCGAGGCCUGAGGCCCCUCCAACGACGGCAGCCGCGGCCGCCAUGGCUUCUCCGACGCCGCUGCCUUCUCCUGCCUUCCUGGCCUUCGCGGGCUCCUGCGAGCAGGACGUGACUCUGGCCAAGUCCUUCUGGAACUCCGUCACCCUCCAGCCGCCGCUCGAGUCCCGCCUGGGGCCGCGAAGGGACUCGGCCAGCUACGCCGGCUCCAGGAAGGGCUCCCGGGCGGAGGCGCCGAGCGGCACCAGCCUGCAGGUCGCCCACGGCGCCGACUACAGAAAAGAAGAUGACAAAAGCACGGAAACUAGUGCUGCUGAGGAAAGUGAUUUGAAGGAACAGUAUAUUAAGAAGAGCAAGAAGAGAGAAGAAAUAAUAGCAUUACUGAAGAAACAAAGGGAAGAGAGGAUUGCGAAAGAAAUGUUAUCUGAUCCAUAUAAGCCAAAGAUCAGACCUCGUGAAAGCGAAAUUAAAAAAAAGGUAUCAGAUUCUGACCUUGAGGAUAAAGAAAGUGUAAGUGCUUUACCUUGAGCAUUUUGGUCAACGUGAACAACUUGGAGAGAGAAGUCUUGGUCCAUUCAGAAAUCUUGUCCUGUUCUUCAUCGUAUUCUGCCUUGGGCUGUUCAGAUGCUGAGCCCUUGUGGGAUUCCCUGGCUAACUUUCUUCCUAAAGUGUUUGAGAAGAGUGCCCUAUGUCAAAAGCUAAUAGAUUCUUCAAUUUGGCUAGUAAAUUUAUUAGUUUGUCAUGCCAAGCAACAAGGCAUGGUUAGAAAUGCUGAAUACAAUAAACUGGCUUUGAAACACCA
Lacerta agilis (Sand lizard) is the source of this 882-nucleotide messenger RNA. RefSeq names its product chromosome 15 C11orf88 homolog (gene HOATZ). The transcript is spliced from 5 exons. The coding region runs from base 60 to 608 and encodes 182 amino acids. The record is from RefSeq and is a predicted model, not a curated record. NCBI's taxonomy places the organism in Eukaryota, Metazoa, Chordata, Lepidosauria, Squamata, Lacertidae. Gene Ontology annotation, biological process: cilium assembly.